Sarcophilus harrisii (Tasmanian devil) is the source of this 5782-nucleotide messenger RNA. RefSeq names its product zinc finger protein 260-like. Gene Ontology annotation, biological process: regulation of transcription by RNA polymerase II. The transcript has 4 exons. Bases 983 to 3106 code for a protein of 707 amino acids. Lineage: Eukaryota; Metazoa; Chordata; Mammalia; Dasyuromorphia; Dasyuridae. The record is from RefSeq and is a predicted model, not a curated record. Gene Ontology annotation, molecular function: RNA polymerase II cis-regulatory region sequence-specific DNA binding; DNA-binding transcription factor activity, RNA polymerase II-specific.
GUCAGUCUAUUUCCUAGAAUGUGUGAGUUAGUUCUGUGGGAGGGAGGCUGAGGACCAGGAGGGGAGCUCUGACUCAGGAGCUUUGGAGACUGACUGGUUUCCUCCCAUCCCGACUCCACGGCCCCUGUACCUCUGGGCUCUCUGUAGAAGGAUGGGGAGAGGAGGGAGGAGAAGAGGAGUAAAAGAUGGAGGGGAACAGUCUUCUUCUGCAGACCUCAUACUUUCCAAUCCUGACCUCCGGCAUUGUUUUUUUAUUCCCCCCUUACCCCCCAGGCAAUUGGGGUUAAGUGACUUGCCCAGGGUCACACAGCCAGGGUUAAGGUGUUAGGUGCCUGAUUUGUACUCGGGGCCUCCUGAAUUCCGGUUGGUGCUCUACCCACUGCUACCCCUAGUGCCCCCUCCUGCACUGGUGCAGUCUCUCCCCUGAGGACAAGACCAGGGCCUUGUAACUCCUGGAGGACCUCAGCUCCAUGAAUCCCCAUAGGCUUUUCUCCUGCUUAGAAAAGAGGGGAAAAUCCUCUCCUCCUCUGGGAUGUUUCUCCCUCUCCAGCUUCUUGGGAGCAAGGACUGGCCCAGGCAGGGAUUGGAUCAAAGACAGACGCCCAAAGUGGGGUGAAAUUAGCACAGUUUUACUGUCAGGGCCCCAAAGACCAGUCUCCCAGGCUGUGCACACCAAGGCAAUCGGCCUGGGACCAGGAUGAGGGAAGGCUGGGCUUUUCUAUGCAGAGGUAAAGAAGGGAGGGGCUCUCCUGGAGCUCCUGGCCUUCUCUUGGUUUUCAGGGAGGCUUAGAAUUAAAGCCCCCCAAAGUUAGGUGUGACCUCUGUUUGUGAGAGCAUUGGCUAUUGUCACUUCUGUGGGUCCUUCAAGGGUGGGAGCAACAGGACCCUGAGAUUAAGACCAGGGACCAGAGGGAGGAACUUGACAAAAUGGAGUCACUUUGAUUGCUUUGCUACCUCCACAGGGAGCCAGGAGCCAGAGGCAAUGGGCCCUGGGAGCCACGGACCUCAUCCUCAGGAGAUGGUGACAUUAAAGGAUGUGGCUGUGGACUUCACUAAGGAAGAGUGGGGGCUCUUGGAGCCCUCUCAGAAGGAGCUGUACAAGGAGGUCAUGGUGGAGAAUGCCAAGAACCUGCUAUCCCUGGGGCUUCCAGUUCUCAGAGAAGAGGUGACCUCUUAUUUUGAGCAAAGGGAAGCACUGUGGAUGCUGGACCAAGAAGGCCUGAGGAAAUGCUCUCCAGAGAUCAGACUUGGAAUGAAGAAAACUCCUGCAGGGCUAAGCCAUUCUGUGUUCAAAUCUCACAAGCAAAGAUUCAUGUGUGAUGAUCCCUGUGACUUUACUUGGAGAGAAAUCUGUGAAUUACAUGAGAGAAUCCAGAUUAGAGAGAGACAUUAUGAAGGUAACCAAUAUGGAAAAGGUUUUAUAAAAAAGGAAACUCUUAUUGUACAUAAGAGAAUCCACACUGCAAGGAUGCCUUAUGAAUGUAAUCAAUGUGGAAAGGCUUUUAGACAAAAUGGAGCUCUUAUUAGACAUCAGAUAAUCCACACUGGAGAGACACAUUAUGAAUGUAACCAGUGUGGAAAGGCUUUUUUAAAUAACCAAUGUCUUAUUGAGCAUCAAAGAACCCACACUGGAGAGAAAAGUUAUGAAUGUAACCAUUGUGGAAAGACUUUUAGAAAAAAGAGUACUCUUACUGGACAUCAGAGGAUCCACACUGGAGAGAAACCUUAUAAAUGUAAUCAAUGUGGAAAGGCUUUUAGACAAAAUGCAACUCUUAUUGGACAUCAGAGAAUCCACACUGGAGAGAAACCUUAUAAAUGUAAUCAAUGUGGAAAGGCUUUUAGACAAAAUGCAGCUCUUAUUGGACAUCAAAGAAUCCACACUGGAGAGAAACCUUAUGAGUGUGAACAAUGUGGAAAGACUUUUAGAAGAAAGGGAGCUCUUACUAAACAUCAAAGAAUUCAUACUGGAGAGAAACCUUAUGAGUGUGAACAGUGUGGAAAGACUUUUACAUGGAAGGAGAGUUUUAUUAACCAUCAUAGAAUGCACACUGGAGAAAAACCUUAUGAAUGUAACCAAUGUGGAAAGACUUUUACCUGGAAGGAGAGUUUUAUUAAACAUCAUAGAAUCCACACUGGAAAGGAACUUUAUGAAUGUAACCAAUGUGGAAAGACUUUUACCUGGAAGGAUAGUUUUAUUAAACAUCAUAGAAUCCACACUGGAGUGAAACUUUAUGAAUGUAAACAAUGUGGAAAGGCUUUUAGCAAAAAGGGAACUCUUACUGUGCAUCAGAGAAUCCACACUGGAGAGAAACCUUAUGAAUGUAACCAGUGUGGGAAGACUUUCAAACAUAAGAAUAGUCUUCUUACACAUGAGAGAAUCCACACUGGAGAGAAACCAUAUGAAUGUAAGCAAUGUGGGAAGGCUUUUAAAAAAAAGGCCUCUCUUACUGGACAUCAAAGAUUCCACACUGGAGAGAAACCAUAUGAAUGUAAGCAAUGUGGGAAGGCUUUUACAACAAAGGACUCUCUUACUGGACAUCAAAGAAUCCACACUAGAGAGAAACCAUAUGAAUGUAAGCAAUGUGGGAAGGCUUUUACAACAAAGGACUCUCUUACUGGACAUCAAAGAAUCCACACUGGAGAGAAACCAUAUGAAUAUAACCAGUGUGGAAAGACUUUUACAAAGAUGGUAUCUCUCACCAUACAUCAGAGAAUCCACACUGGAGAGAAACUUUAUAAAUGUAACCAAUGUGGAAAGGCUUUUACCAAAAGGGAAUCACUUAUUGUACAUCAGAGAAUCCAUACUGGAGAAAAACCUUAUGAAUGUAACCAGUGUGGAAAAGCUUUUACAGAAAGAAAAGCUCUUACUAUACACCAGAGAAUCCAUACAGGGGAGAAACCUUACCUGUGUAACCAGUGUGGAAAGACUUUUACACAAAAGGGAGCUCUUACUGUACAUCAGAGAAUCCACACUGGAGAGAAACCUUAUGAAUGUAACCAGUGUGGAAAAGCUUUUAGACAAAAGGGAACUCUUACUAACCAUCAGAGAAUCCACAUAGUAGAGAAAUUUUAUGAAUACAACCAAUAUGGAAAGGGUUUUAUAUAAAAAUUUGACUUUUAAUUGCCAGAUCUGUGAAGAAAUGUAAAGGCAUUGAAAUAAGGAGGAAAAUGAAUCAGGGAGAGAAUCCUGGGAGAAAAUGUGGUAGUGCUGAUGCCUUUCAUACUUGGCCAGCUCUAACUUUAACACUAGGGGGAGAGUGAGGAAGGGAAAAUAAAAGGACUAGACAGAGCCAGUAACUUCUUAAGCAUAUUGGAUCCUUCUUUGCCACCUGGUGACCUACUUGAAAGGCAGCAGGACGGAAUGGAAAGAUCACUAUAUUUGGACUCAGGACAGAGGUUGAAAUUCUGGUUCUGCAACUCUGGGCUUGGCAAGGUAAUUUAAUUUCACUGGAGCUCAGUGCAUUUAGAUUAGUUAGCCUCUGUCCCAACCCUAAAUCCUUUAAGAAGUCAAAGAAAAUGAACCCUAUGCUCCAACGUCAACUAUUAUUGCUUCUCAGCUUCAGAUUAGGGGUAAUGACUCAGAUGACUUCAUAUGAAUGGCAGUUUGGAAGAGAUAAUAAGAUAGCAGCAAUUCUAAACCUAGAUCUUUGAUUUAGGAAACUUGCCCAUCCUUCCUAAAUGAAAAACUCUGGGAAACUAAUGAAAUUUCUUGCUAUAUUUGUUCAGGCAGAAGAUGUUUUAUUAAGAUGCUUUUAAAAAUGAAAGAUUUCAACUUCGCGAUUUCAUCUUAAAUCCUUCAAAUUGACAGUGAUAAUUCCAAAAGCCAGAAAUAGCACUAGGGAAUGGUGGGUUAUGGAAUUAGAGACACAGUAAUACAAUGUAUAUAGCUAUGAAUUGAUGGUCCAACUGUUCUGAAAAGUCAUUUAGUAUCAGGAUUUAUUAAAAGGGGACCAAAUGUCACAUACUUUGUGAUAGAUCCUAUAACAAGGCAUGAACUCUAAGGAAGUGAGGGAAAGAAGGAUUCCAUCUAUACUAAAAUUUUCGUUGCAAUGGAUUUUUGUUUGUUUGUUUUAGUUUGGUUUUUUGGUAGCAAAAAAAAAAAUUGAUGAUUUUUAGUUGGAAAAUCUCUAAACAAAUUAUGGUAAUGGACAUAUUGGCAUAUUGUGCCAUGAGAAAAAGUGGAUAGGAAGAAUUCAAAGAAGUAUGGGGAUAUGUAAAUGAAUGGAGAUAGACUGAAUUGAGAAAAAGGAAGAAAAACUAGCUACAUGGUGAUUCCCUCAAAUACUCAGAUAUCCUGAUCAUGAUCUCUUCCAUUUGAAAUUGUUCCAACAAUGUAGAUCCAGCAAUGUCCGUCUGUCCAUCCUAUGUGACUCUUGCCUAUGUUUCAAAAAAGUUCAUCACAGAGCAACUAUCCUAUAUGAUGGAGUCCUCCUUUACUUUCUCUUACCAUCUCAAGGGCACUUGUGGAGUGUUAUGGCUAUCCACUCAUCAGCCCUCUUCCUUACAAUGUGAGCAGCUCCUUUUCUCUUCUUGUCCCAUAAUUCUUUAAUGUGAAGAAUGAGUAAUGCCAACUAUCCCAACAGAGGACACCAAGAAAGUUCACAAAGUGCAUUGGUCAGCAAACAUCUGACUCCCUUAACAAAUGGAGAGAGGCAGCUCCCAGAGAUGGUACUAACUGGACUAUAAAUGAACUUGUGAAAUCUUCUAACUUUGUAAUCUGUGCUAACAGUGGAAAAACACAACUUUGGGACCCUACAAUCUAUCAGUUGUUGGUAGGUUGAUACACUAUGCAGAAAUUGGGGACCACCACCAGUUGUCUUGACCUAUCUCUUCCCACUGGGCUCAGAUCAUCCUGAAGGAUGGAGCAAGGCUAAUGAUUUUGCCCAGUUUUAUCUCACUUAAAUCCAAAUCACAUGUAAAUCAAGACUUCACUUGCUGAUGGCAUCAACCCUCUUUGAGAAGGAAAGAAUAAAAACAAUCUUCAGAUGAAAAAGCUCAUGAUUUCAAAAGUUCAGCAUUCCUCUCAAAAGCAAAAGUUCAGUUUUCCCAUCUGUCACUUUUAGUUGCAAGAAAACUCUGGCUUAAGUUGAAAAGUGCAUUAUUUUAAUAAAACACUCAAAAUUCCAAAGAAAUUGGUCUCUUAACACUGUUUGCAAAUCACUUCAUGUCCAGGAAAUGUAUUAUUUUUAUAUGGUUCACUAUUGUGAUUUUGUUCUAAAGCAUCUGUUGUUAUCUUUAUUAGCCAAGAUGGUACCAUUCCUGGAAAUGCUGUCUCUAGGUAUUUUUGUACAAUUGGAGGAAAUUUGCUAUCAGUUAUUUCUACAAGAUCCAGGUGGAAAGUAUCAAUGUUUUCGAGAUGAAAAGAGAGGUUGUUAGCAAUUCAUAUUUCAGACUUUCAACUAAAUUGUCACUGUCCCCAUGAUACUGUCAGUCCUUUACCUAUUUAGAUUGUUUUCCCCACCUACCAACUCCUGUGUUUUGUUCUAUCUUUAAAAUGGGGAACAAGGGAACGUUUCAUCCUUCAGGUCUUUAGCUCCAUUGAGAAUCCAUUGUUCCUCUUCACUAUUAAAGUUGUACUUAUUUAAUAAACUGCUAAUGCUCAGAGCUUUGUCUCUCAAUUGACUUGACUUGACUUGUGACAAUUAGGCCUGGUGGUCUUUAGAAUAUUCAUACAACCUCUCCUGAAGGAAGGUUUAAGUUUGUAGAAUGUAUGCUUGGAAGCCCUUGACAUCAAAUUAAACCUGAUUGUCUUUUACCUGAUUUGUUGUUCAGUCACUUCAGU